Molecule: messenger RNA, 1206 nt
Organism: Brettanomyces bruxellensis
Lineage: Eukaryota; Fungi; Ascomycota; Pichiomycetes; Pichiales; Pichiaceae
Exons: 1
Coding region: 1-1206 (401 amino acids)
Biological process (GO): translational initiation; formation of cytoplasmic translation initiation complex; formation of translation preinitiation complex
Cellular component (GO): cytosol
Molecular function (GO): eukaryotic initiation factor eIF2 binding; GDP-dissociation inhibitor activity; translation initiation factor activity
Source: RefSeq, a predicted model, not a curated record
AUGUCGUUGAUUAAUAUUUGCAGGGAUAACAAGGAUGUUUUCUACCGUUAUAAGAUGCCUCCUAUUGAGGCUAUCACAGAAGGUAGAGGUAAUGGUAUAAAGACCAAUGUUUUGAAUGCAGUCGAUGUUGCACGUGCAUUAAAUAGACCAACACCUUAUGUGAUCAAGUACUUUGGAUUUGAGUUGGGUGCACAGACUAGUAUCAGCGAGAAAAACGACAGAUACUUGGUGAAUGGUGUCCAUGAUGCCACUAAGCUACAGGAUGUUUUGGAUGGCUUCAUUAACAAAUUUGUGUUGUGUCCUUCAUGUAAGAACCCAGAGACCAUUUUGAAGGUCACCACAGACGGACAUUUAAACAGAGAUUGUAAGGCUUGUGGUAAAGUUACCGAGGUUGAUCCACGUUUGAAGCUUGUUACAUACAUUUUGAAAAACCCUCCACAAAAUCAUGUUAAAUCCGAGAAGAAAUCGGCUACAGCAUCUGCCAAUGUUAUUGGAGGUGGAAGAUCUAUUUCCGAUAUUGCAGCAAAACAAAAGCCUUCGGCAGCCACUACUACACUAGCAAAUACUGUUGCUCCACCAUCAAAGAAGGUUGAAGUUAAAGAUGAUGAAUGGGCUGUGGACAUGUCGGAAGAAGCAAUUCAGGCCAGAGCACGUGAGCUCAAUGCUCUUACUCUCAAGGAUGAGACUCAGAAAUACGAGGAAUUUGGUGAAUGGAUACUCAAGAACGAAGAUGAAAUUCCAUCCGAUGUGGAAAUCUUCAAGAAGGCUCAGAGCAUGGAUAUUUUAAACGAUAGAAUGACCGUCGAAGUUAUUGCACAGUGUAUUUUUGAUGAGGAUAUUUUGAAAGAGAUCGAAGAGCAUGCUGGUCUGCUUAGCAAGUUGUUGGUUACUCCAAAGCACGAAAAGUCUCUGCUUGGGGGUAUUGAGAGAAUGAUCGGUACUGAUCAUAUGGAUCUUGUGCCGCAGGUUCCAAGAAUUUUGAUGCAGUUAUAUCAGAACGAUUUAGUGUCUGAGGAUGUGAUCAGGGAGUGGGGAACACAUGUUACGAAGAAAUAUGUGCCAAAACAAACAUGCAAGAAAAUCAGACGUGCGGCCAAGCCAUUUUUGGUGUGGCUGGAUCAGGCAGAGUCCGGAUCAGAGGAUGAAGAUGAGGAUGAAGAUGAGGAAGAUGGAGAGGAAGAUGGCGAAGAAGAAGAUGAGGAAUGA